GAAAGAAACUCAGUCAUCCCAGCAGUUUUCUGUGCAUCAUGUCGAUCUUGAAAAAGUUGUUGCUUCUUUUAUCCGUGGUACCGAUGGCGCUGAGCUACCCUUUCUUCCCACCAACCUGCUACUCCAAGGCUCUCAGCAUGGCACAGGAGCUCACCCAGAUGGCAGCUGAUUUGAAGAUCGGCUAUGAAACCGGUCACUGUAUGGCGCAUAUGCCAGAACUCUACCUUGAUAUACAUAAUGCCUGUGUGAUGUAUAAAAUGAGGGACUACAUCUCCCUGGUGGAAGACCUGAGACGGCGGCGCUGCGGUUACACCAGAGAAGUGAGGAAGCUGGAAGUCACUCUGCGGCAGCUCUUCAUCGUCAUGGGAGAGAAAUGCCAUGGGGACCUGGUGUUUACCGUCUAUGACUGUGCUGCGCUGGAGCGUCCAAACUAUCGAUACUGAAAGUCCACCAUUCUUGUCUGUCCAAAGUCCAAAGAGCUUAAARAAGUGGAAAAGUCAAAGUUUUUAUGUAUUUCUUUUUACAUUGUGUUACAUUACACAAMACAUGAUUU
Molecule: messenger RNA, 553 nt
Organism: Poecilia reticulata (guppy)
Lineage: Eukaryota; Metazoa; Chordata; Actinopteri; Cyprinodontiformes; Poeciliidae
Gene: cytl1
Product: cytokine like 1
Biological process (GO): positive regulation of transcription by RNA polymerase II
Source: RefSeq, a predicted model, not a curated record